CGGUCGGCUUGACGCCAGAAGAGGAGGAUGUGUUCAUCAGAGAAGGAGACGUGGAAAUGGAGCAGGAACAAAGAGGCUCACAUUUUGUACAAACUAUUCAAAAUAUGUAUGAACCUACAAUAAUGAGUUGUCCACUGAGUCCGUUCAGGUGUCUCCUCAGACGGAACUCGUCUCAUCGUCUCUCUUGGCGCUUUGGUUGAACUCGAGGUCAAAGAUAUUCUAAGGAAACUUGAUAAUUCCAGGAAAAUGUGUCACAGGGAGAAUUGAAGUGUUGUGUGUUUGAACCCCCGAGUGCGCUCGCCGUCUGCCUGCCGCUCACACGUGAGGGUGUGAACCAACACAUCCAGACACGUUCACAGAGACAACGCUCGGGGAAACACUCACAUGGACGGACGGAGAGACGGAAGGGAGGAACAACAGAGGUGAAGCUGACAGGAUGACCGAACAACUUCUCACCACUCCCAUCGCCCGCGGCUCCAACAUGUCGGCGGCGGAGGAGCUGGUGAACUGUACGCAUGACAACAAAACGUUCAAGUACCGUGCCUACUCCUUCACAUACCUGCUGGUGUUUCCCGUCGCCUUCGCCUGCAACACUGGAGCGCUGGUGGUUUUCCUGCUGCAGUGCCGCCGCCGCAGAUGCUCCACCUCCGUCGUGGUCAUGAUGAACCUCGCCCUAUCAGACAGCAGCUUCUCCCUCACCCUGCCGCUGCGAUUGGCUUAUUACUUCAACAAUGGAGUGUGGGACUUUCCUGAUUGGCUGUGCCGAGUGUGCGGCUACGGCUUCUACGUCAACCUGUACACCAGCAUCCUCUUCCUCACUCUACUGAGCUUACUCCGCUGGCUCGCCGUGUCCCGCCCCCUCCACCACAGCGCUCUGGCCACGCCCACUCGAACCCUAUUGGUCUGUCUGGGAAUCUGGGCGUUUGUGGCCGCGUGCUGUUCUCCCUUCUCGUUCGAAGGGGUGUCAACCAGGUCGGGGUUGCGUCAUUGCUUUGAGCCGUCCAAUCCGUCCUCUUUGGGGCUUAUGCUGAUCUUAAACUACGUGGGAUUGGCUGUUGGCUUCCUCCUGCCGUUCAUCACACUCAUCAUCUGCUACAGCAGUAUCAUACAUCACCUGAUGGCCAAAUCCGACGUCCGCAGCAACGAGUCCAGCGGCAUUUUGCGUAGUAAAAGGCGGCGUUCUGUGCACCUGGUUACCAUGGUGACCGUGACAUUCCUGUUCUGUUUCCUGCCCUAUCACUUGUUUCGAACGCUGCACCUUCAUGCUUUGUACGGCGGGUGGAGGUGUGACGUCCAGUCGGCGCUGCAGCAGGUAGUGGUGGUGACACUGUGUCUGGCGGCAUCAAACUGUGUGGUCAACCCACUGCUGUACUACUACGCCACCAAGUCCUUCAGAGACAACUUGACGAGAGUUCGCAGCUCAGUGUUGUCCAGCACGGGUAGGUCCGCAGACACCAGAAGGUCAAGAUGGAGAAGAGUUCUGACACCUGAGGAAACACCUGGAACAUCUCACGUGGAACUUUAUCAUUGUGCUCUGCAGAGUGAGUCCACCGCUGAAAGUAGUCCGCAACAAAUGCACCAUUCUCAGUAACUGUACAGCAGUGGUGAAAGCCACUGUAGAAAAUCAAUCUGACAACAAUACAGUCAAAAAAGAGGCGACGGUUGCGACAUUGAAUUGUCUUAUAAAAACAUAACAAGGUUGAAAAGCUAAUUUCCGUUAUUCCAUCAUUUUCAAAUUACUCGUAAUUUGCAUCAGUCCAUCCUUUUUCUUCCACUUCUCUGAGAUUUGGUUGCCGAGGUCUUCAGGCUUCUCCUAUGAAGACAUAUUUAAUACAAUUAUAUUAUUAUGUUUGUUUCAGCAGGCUCCAAUUAGGUCAUUUAAUAAACACUUAUUAUAAACCCGUUA
This is a messenger RNA of Scophthalmus maximus (turbot), 1906 nucleotides long. RefSeq names its product cysteinyl leukotriene receptor 1. Gene Ontology annotation, molecular function: G protein-coupled receptor activity. The transcript is spliced from 5 exons. The record is from RefSeq and is a predicted model, not a curated record. The coding region runs from base 437 to 1591 and encodes 384 amino acids. Gene Ontology annotation, biological process: G protein-coupled receptor signaling pathway. Lineage: Eukaryota; Metazoa; Chordata; Actinopteri; Pleuronectiformes; Scophthalmidae. Gene Ontology annotation, cellular component: plasma membrane.